Messenger RNA from Phragmites australis (common reed), 697 nucleotides. RefSeq lists its product as uncharacterized. The transcript has 3 exons. The record is from RefSeq and is a predicted model, not a curated record. Gene Ontology annotation, cellular component: chloroplast. Bases 132 to 476 code for a protein of 114 amino acids. NCBI's taxonomy places the organism in Eukaryota, Viridiplantae, Streptophyta, Magnoliopsida, Poales, Poaceae.
AUGGAAGAGAAUGAGCCAGGGUAGCACUCGCCUUAUCCGGUUCUCUUUUUUCUGAAUGCUGUAACAUUUCAUACAAUAUCAUGCCGUAUGCAUGAGGCAGGAGAGCUCUUUCUCCUCCACAGCACCCAGUCAUGGCCAAGGUAGCCCCCUCCCUCCUCGCCAUGGGCAGCGGCGCUGCCGUCGUAGCCCAGCCGUCGGUGAAGAAAGGUACUAGUUUGUUCCGCAGUCACAUCAUCAGCAAGCGCUCCAGGAUAUCAGCUAAACUCGGAGAUGGGGAGCUGAAGUCUCCUGACAAGAAGAAGUUCAUCACCCGAGAAGAGGAGCCAGAACAGUACUGGCAGACUGCAGGGGAGAGGAAGGGUGAGAACCCAAUGAUGACACCCCUGCCCUACAUCAUCAUCUUCGGCAUGUCGACCCCCUUCGUCAUCCUCGCCAUCGCCUUUGCCAACGGCUGGAUCAAAGUCCCCAUCCGAUGAGCUCUUGUCGUCGACGGAGACGGAGCAGUGCAAUGGCAGUUGUAGAAUCAGAUAUUGGAAGUUGCCAAACACCUGUUCACUGCCUGCAUCCUUUGCAGAGAUAGCAGUAAGAGUUACCUUCAUAGAUAUAAGAAUUCUUGUUUAUAAGCAUAUUCUGAAUGAUCAUAUGGUGUAUGUAACUCAACACUUUCAAAGCUCCCAGUAUUUACCUCUUACAACAA